This is a messenger RNA of Chaetomium strumarium, 2410 nucleotides long. Its product is annotated as catalase-like domain-containing protein. The record is from RefSeq and is a predicted model, not a curated record. Gene Ontology annotation, biological process: hydrogen peroxide catabolic process; response to hydrogen peroxide. The transcript is spliced from 4 exons. NCBI's taxonomy places the organism in Eukaryota, Fungi, Ascomycota, Sordariomycetes, Sordariales, Chaetomiaceae. Bases 382 to 2154 code for a protein of 590 amino acids. Gene Ontology annotation, cellular component: mitochondrion; cytoplasm; peroxisome. Gene Ontology annotation, molecular function: heme binding; catalase activity.
CUCCACAUGAUGCUCCGGAUUAGAAAUGCUACACGAGGAUUGGGUCGUUUCUGUUCGAGAUCGUCUGCGUCAUACCUACGCUCCCGGGCGCGCUUGUUGGGUACGUAGCAUCGGCAGCACGAGCUGUCGUUAUAUGGCAUCGGGGCAGCAAGUGCGCGCUGUAGGGAUCCGUACGUCAGAGCCAAGGCGGACGUCAUCAGCGUCAUAUGCAUGUGUCCAGCAAUAGCCUGGAAGGUGCCAUUGUCCUAAUAAUUCACCCGGCCGGACCUUUUGGAAAUAGUAUGAAUCCUGAGCCGAACGGACUUGCAACUAGCACAACGUCCGUCAUCACCACCAAGUUGAAUUUGAAGGUCGUCACAUUGACUCCGCGCAUUGCCCAACAUGAGUCUCAAUACCAACCAGCUCGACCCGCGGCAGCAUCCGCUCAAGGCCACGGCGAUGGCCAUCGGCGCGGGCCUCCAGGGGGAAUACCGCGGCCCACGGGCGAGCCAUAUGCAGGGCGCCAACGAGGGCCCUGCCGACGUGAUUGCCAAGGUCUCGGGCAGCGUGCCGGGCGGCAAGCGUGAAGACGACAGCCUGUACUUCACCAACAACGAGGGCGUUCCCUUCCCCGACCCGGCGCACAGCAAGACGGUUGGCGGCAUCCCCGUUGCCAGCGACGUCUUCCUGUUCCAGAAGCAGCAGCACUUCAACAGGUCGAAGCCUCUGGAGCGCAUGGUCCACCCCUGCGGAUCUGGCGCCUUCGGCUACUUUGAAUGCACCAAGGAUGUCACAAAUCUUACUAAAGCCAACUUCCUGUCCUCGGUCGGCGAGAAGACGCCGGUCUUUGUCCGGUUCUCGACCGUGACCUUCGGCAGGGAGUUUCCGGACGAGGGCCGCAAUCCACGUGGGUUCGCCAUCAAGUUCUACACCAUGGAAGGCAACUAUGACAUUGUCGGGCUGAAUUUCCCCGUCUUCUUCUGCCGGGACCCGAUCCAGGGGCCGGACGUGAUCCGCUCGCAGUCACGCAACCCGAUCAACUUCCUGCUGGACUACGACGCGCUCUUCGACCUGCUGGCGAACACGCCCGAGUCGAACCACGCGGGGCUCAUGUUCUUCAGCGACCACGGGACGCCGGUGGGGUGGCGCUACAACCACGGCUACGGCUGCCACACGUUCAAGUGGGUCAACAAGGAGGGCCGCUUCGUGUACAUCAAGUACCACUUCGUCGCCAAGCACGGGCAGAAGCAGUUCACGGACGAGGAGGCGGUGCGCAUGUGCGGCGAGGAUCCGGACUACUCGAAGCGCGACCUCUGGGACGCCAUCGAGCGCGGCGAGGCUCUCGAGUGGACGGCGUGCGUGCAGGCCAUGCAGCCGGACCAGGCGGACCCGGACAAGCUCGGAUUCGACCCGUUCGACGUCACCAAGGUCUGGCCGCGCGACCAGUUCCCGAUGCAGGAGUUUGGCCGGCUGGUGCUCAACAAGAACCCCGAGAACUUCACGCGCGACGUGGAGCAGGCCGCCUUCUCGCCGGGCAGCAUGGUGCCGGGCAUCGAGGACUCGCCGGACCCGCUGCUGCAGUUCCGCAUGUUCUUCUACCGCGACGCGCAGUACCACCGCAUCGGCGUGAACCUGCACCAGAUCCCCGUUAACUGCCCGUUCAUGGCCAAGUCGUACGCGUCGCUGAACUUCGAUGGCCCCAUGCGCGUCGACGCGAACCACGCGGGCAACAAGCAGUACGCGCCCAACAGCUUCGCCCACAAGUUCCGCCCGGACACGGCCGAGGCGCCCUACGCGGUGCACGACAGCAUUGUCAGCCGCAAGAGCCACUACUGGCAUGAGGGCAAGAAGAACGACUACGACCAGGCCACGCAGCUGUGGACCAAGGUCAUGACGCCGCAGCAGCGCCAGAACACGUGCAGGAACACGGCCAAGUACCUGCGCUACGUCAAGUAUCCGGAGAUCCAGAAGAAGUACCUGGCCCAGCUGUACAAUAUCUCGCCCGACUACUCCGAGGGCGUGUUCGCGCUGCUGCCGGAGCCCAAGUUCGACAUGAAGGAGGUCCAGGAGCUCGCCAAGGACGCGCACAUGUGGUACCGCAACAAGGCGUUCCUGCCUUCGGACGGCGAGAAGCUGGUGGGAUACGCGCCGCCGAUGCCUGUUUAUGGCGCCUAGUGUUAUGUAGGUAGAACCACACGGUACUCGGCAUGCGCCGAGUAUGUCACUGUAAGUGGAACAGGAACUAAGCCUCAUUAUGUCUUGUCCAAUGUGCAAACUACCUCCGGGUGGUUGUGGAUAUAGCUUCAUUAGUACCAGGUAGCAGAAUGAUCAUGGCGGAUACUGGCUUGAACAAUUCUUUCUCCUUGGGGUGGUUAACGAAGCAGUCUUGAGGGUAUAAACAUACAUACAUACAAAAUACAUGACGGUGCAG